Molecule: messenger RNA, 1431 nt
Organism: Sinocyclocheilus grahami
Lineage: Eukaryota; Metazoa; Chordata; Actinopteri; Cypriniformes; Cyprinidae
Product: mitochondrial ornithine transporter 1-like
Exons: 6
Coding region: 161-1072 (303 amino acids)
Biological process (GO): mitochondrial L-ornithine transmembrane transport
Cellular component (GO): mitochondrion
Molecular function (GO): L-ornithine transmembrane transporter activity
Source: RefSeq, a predicted model, not a curated record
UCAAAAAAGUGAUACAUUAGCAAAGUUGGAAUCACUGUUCAGCUUAAUCAAUUCUGCAUGUGUAUAUACUAUUGUAAAUGUGAGUUAAUAUGGGUGAAUCUGAGCAAAACCUUUUGUCCUGCACUUUCCAGAAAGUGAUGCAAAAUAGAAGAAUUUAACAAUGGCUCCACAUCCUGUCAUGCAAGCCAUCAUUGAUCUGUCAGCUGGAGCAUGUGGUGGGAUUGCGUGUGUGUUAAGCGGGCAGCCCUUCGAUACAGCCAAGGUGAAAAUGCAGACUUUCCCUGGCUUGUACAGAGGCUUUGUCCACUGCUUCGUCUCAGUAUACAAACAGGUUGGACUGCGAGGGCUCUAUCAGGGCACCACACCUGCCCUCAUAGCCAACAUUGCUGAAAACGCUGUGCUCUUUAUGAGUUACGGCUUCUGCCAGAAUGUUGUCCGCUUUGUUUCGGGAUUGGACCAAGGCACAGAUCUCAGUGAUGUUCAGAAGGCGUGCUCAGGCUCUGUUGCUUCUAUCUUCUCCUCUUUGGCUUUAUGCCCCACUGAACUGGUUAAAUGUCGGCUGCAGGCCAUGCAUGAAAUGGAGGCGUUCGGCAAGAUCGCCAGUGGACAGAAAAGCACAGUGUGGUCUGUUGUGAGAAACGUGCUACGGACAAAUGGUCCUCUGGGUUUCUAUCAGGGUCUCACCACCACUAUAGUCCGUGAGAUACCUGGAUACUUCUGUUUCUUUGGAGGAUAUGAAUUCAGCCGCUCAAUGUUUGCCCAACACAUGGGCAGAGACAAAGAGCACAUAGGUGUUGUGCCAUUGAUGUUCAGUGGUGGUUUUGGCGGUGCCUGUCUGUGGUUGGUUGUGUACCCCAUAGACUGUGUGAAGUCUCGCAUCCAGGUUCUGUCUUUAGCCGGGAAACAGGAAGGCUUCCUCAAGACUCUUAUGGGGAUUUUACGAAAUGAGGGAGUGGCGCCUCUGUAUUCCGGUUUGACCCCAACUAUGAUCCGAACAUUUCCUGCCAAUGGAGCACUCUUUUUAGCAUAUGAAGUCAGCCGCAAGAUAAUGAUGCAACAGUUUGAACAAUGAGUCCAGUCUGCAAGAUUCUCUGAAAGAUUCAACUUUUAAGACCAAUGACUUAUCAUCCAUAUCUGCUGGUCACAUGUUAGCAAACAGGGAAAGCAAUUUAUUUAGUUAUAUCUUCAUUCUUUCAGGAAGUAGCUGAUGCUAUAAAAAUGUUACAAUUAAUUUUGCAUUACUCAACUUAAAUAAUUGUUUUAAAUACGGUAUAUUCAUAUAAUACCAGUUCUAUUAGUUAGUGGGCAUACUGGAUUGUGUGAUAUCAUAGGCAGCAAUACUACUGAAUACAGUAUGCCGUACAGGAGACAACACAUAAUGUCAUAAUGCCAAGAAAAGUUUUUCCAUUUAUAUAUAGGUAUAUAUAUCUA